This is a messenger RNA of Volvox carteri f. nagariensis, 357 nucleotides long. RefSeq lists its product as uncharacterized. Bases 1 to 357 code for a protein of 118 amino acids. The record is from RefSeq and is a predicted model, not a curated record. NCBI's taxonomy places the organism in Eukaryota, Viridiplantae, Chlorophyta, Chlorophyceae, Chlamydomonadales, Volvocaceae. The transcript has 6 exons.
AUGACGCCUGUGCCUGUGCCUGUGUGUGAGGUCCCCAGAUCGAAACUGGGUGAUGUCAACAGGCCCUGGGCGAAGUCCUCUUGCUGCGGUGCACUGCGACAGGUGUAUCCUCCANCCACGAUCCCCAUGCCAUGCAUACAGGAGGUCCCCAGAUCGAAACUGGGUGAUGUCAACAGGCCCUGGGCGAAGUCCUCUUGCUGCGGUGCACUGCGACAGGUUGGCCGCUCGUCCAGGUGCCUGCAAUGCUGGAAUGAGAUCACAUGCUUGGAACUGGGUGCAGGUGUAUCCUCCACCCACGAUCCCCAUGCCAUGCAUACAGGCUCAGCCACCGGCUGGGAGUCCAUGCAUACCAUUUGA